Peronospora matthiolae is the source of this 633-nucleotide messenger RNA. NCBI's taxonomy places the organism in Eukaryota, Oomycota, Peronosporomycetes, Peronosporales, Peronosporaceae. The record is from the annotation of a GenBank genome assembly.
AUGGGCAACGUAUACACGCUUGAGAUGCCCCGUAAGAUGCGUAUGCAUCCUACGUUUUACGUUGGUCGUCUCCGCCCGUUCUAUCAGUACGAUGCCGUUUCGAGAUGCGAAGAACACCUUCACGGUCUAGAGCCGAGACCACCUUCGAGUGGUCCCGUUUUAACGAGCCAGUCUGGUCGACUAGUGAAGCCACCUGUUCACCUAGUUGAGCGAUGUCCCGACGAGCUGCAGCCAGCUCGUCUCGAAGAGAACGAGUCGAACGUUCGUUCUCGAGUUGCGCGAACACAAAAGCGGCACGAUCGUCCGAAGGAUCGUGCGUUAGGGAAUUGUAAUUAUCCCUUACAAGGUAAUGAAGCUCAUAACGCCGAGUCCGCUCAUGAGUCAGGUUGUCUUGCAACUGUUCCAUCACACGGUUCAGUUCCUGAACAUCAAGCUGAUCCGACCCUCGAGCCGGAUCAGGUGUUCCCGCCACCACCACAUCCUUUGGUGGACUCUGGCGGUGGUCAACGCUUUCUGGUGGAGCGUAUUUCGAACCGCCGCGAAGUAAAGACUUCCGAACGAGUUACCUCUUCCGCUGGCGUGGCUAACACCGGCCUGGGACAGCUGGGAGCCUCUUGCCCAGCUGAUUGUUGA